Molecule: messenger RNA, 1356 nt
Organism: Hyphopichia burtonii NRRL Y-1933
Lineage: Eukaryota; Fungi; Ascomycota; Pichiomycetes; Serinales; Debaryomycetaceae
Product: SCF ubiquitin ligase complex subunit
Exons: 1
Coding region: 27-1304 (425 amino acids)
Biological process (GO): SCF-dependent proteasomal ubiquitin-dependent protein catabolic process
Cellular component (GO): SCF ubiquitin ligase complex
Source: RefSeq, a predicted model, not a curated record
GGAGAAGCAACCACCACCGAUAAACCAUGGAAGACCCAGGAUCGCAAGCCAGCAUACCACUGGGUCUCUCAGAAAGCGACCAUGAAGCAAUUGGGUACUUUGAGCAGGCCAUGGAGAAAGAAACCCACGGGUUGAUGUCGGAUGCAGUCGCAUUUUAUAGAAAAGCAUUCAAGAUCAAUGAUCAGGUUGAUUUGCUUUAUAGACACGAAAAAGUCCCCCAUAAUAUAAAUAAGUUGAAGCAGGAGGCCGGUAAAAACACUGCAGUGAGGGUCGAUGAGAAAGCGGUCAAGAGUAUAAAUGUGGAUGAACUUCUACAAUCGUUUGAACAUGUUGAAGCUAGUGCACCCGACCCGAAUAAUCCUGAGCAUGUUGAUUUAACUAUAAAAUUUUCAAAUUUGGGAACUGAUAAUCAUGAAGAGGUAGCCGAUAUCAAGCCGGUCUCACCACUCAUCCAUCUUCCCAAUGAUAUUUGGUCACAAAUACUUGAGAUUUUAUUAAUUACUAGCGGCGAAUCUUGGUUUAAUUUUUCAAUUACUUGUAAAAAAAAUGCUUACUUGGGUUUAGCACAAUCAAACGUUUGGAGGAAACUUUGUUAUUUGAUAUACCCUAAUCAGAAUUAUUACGAGAAUAAAGUUUACAUUGAAAGCAAUCAAACUCCCGGAAAUCCCACAAUUGACUUACCGGUGCCUCUAGACCAAUUACAGAUUCUUCCGCAAUAUAACAACCUGUGGAAGUAUAUGCUACAUAACAGACCUUUCAUAAAGUUCCAUGGAUGCUAUAUAAGUGUGGUCAAUUACUAUAGUGAAGGUGGGAAAGCAGAAAACUCGCUUAGUUGGUCUAAUCCAGUCAGAACAAUCACGUAUUAUAGAUACAUAAGAUUUUAUCCAGAUGGUACCUGUGUUAAGGUUCUAUCCAGCUUGGAACCGGAUAAAGUGGUACCGAAACUACUGAAAUAUAAUUCCCAAAAAAGCGUGGGGACCAUUCUUCAAGAACACCCAUUGGUACCUAAGGAAGGCCAUAGAAUAUACCACGGUCGCUGGACCCUUUCACUAUCAGACGAAGUCCACGUUGUUAUUGAGAACGGCUCGGUCCCGUACUAUGCCUUCCAUUACCAUUUCGAAAUCAAACCAUUGGCUGGAAUCUAUAAACACAAUAAGUUAAAAUGGAUCAAAUACUACGCUAUCCGUAAAAAAAUUAAUGACGAUGACGAUGACGACCGUAUAGGUGAGGAGACUGUCUUCACCCUCAGAAAUGAAACUGCUUUCAAGUACCUGAGAGUUAGAAGCUAUAACCUUGAUAAUUAAUGUAUAUAGAACUGCUUUAUAGAUUACUGCUAAAAUGUAUACCAAAACACCC